This is a messenger RNA of Scleropages formosus (Asian bonytongue), 4542 nucleotides long. RefSeq names its product centrosomal protein 85 (gene cep85). The transcript is spliced from 12 exons. Bases 1548 to 3560 code for a protein of 670 amino acids. Gene Ontology annotation, cellular component: centrosome. The record is from RefSeq and is a predicted model, not a curated record. Lineage: Eukaryota; Metazoa; Chordata; Actinopteri; Osteoglossiformes; Osteoglossidae.
CACCGUAGCGACCAGGUGCCUGCAGAGAGGGAGGCUCUGCGGUCGCUCCACACUUUGACCGUCUCCGGCCUCAGAGGGGCCUGUAUAGGUGGCCUGGGCUUUGACCUUCUCUCCCACGUGCAGUUAGAGUGAGAGGCCUGUUGCCAUGGUGCUCGGGAGAACCAGGGAGAACCAGGGGCAACUUCCGUGCCGCAUUUGGGAGGCGAGAGAUGUCCUAACGCUGCCGUGUAUUUAUAAAUGUUCCGGAAGAGCCCGCAGAUCUGGCCAGUGGGAUUAUGUUCAUGGCCAAGAAUACCGCGGUCAGGGAGCUGCCGUCAUUAAUGUCACUUUGGCUGGAGCGGUGGAAACUCUGAUCCGUCGGGCUGCGGGAGGGCCCUCCUCCCUCGAACCCCUCCUGCUGGGGUGGGGAUGAGCCCUGUUUGGGCCGAGCGGUCAUCCUCAUUUCGUUAGGGUUUUUGGACAGGUAUUUUUGAUCUGGUUGCAUUGGUGAUUUAAUUGAUGAUUUACAGCUGGUUUAGUUUUGAAUUUCUAUUAUGAUGGGUAACAUUUCAAAACAAAGAAAAAGGUUACACGUGGUAUGUUUUUAAGUACUUCAUUGCUUCAGUAAAGUUGAGGCGGGGGGAACGAAGCUGGAUCUCAGUACCAUAGGGCUGGAGCACCUGGGUAGAGUCUGGACGUGCUCUGCUGCCUCCUCCUCACUGCUUGUCAGUUCUUAGGGCAGUCCCCCCUCCCCUCUCUUUUUAUACCAGUGGUCACUAGAAUGUACAUAUGACUGGGGUCACACGCAGAUGUUGUUGUGUAUUUAUUGAUAUUUAUUGUGUAUGUUCACUGAAAAGCUCCAAGCAGCUCAGGGCUCCAGACUCACUUGGCCCUUGAGGAAGAUUUCUCUUUUGCUGCAGAGACUUGGUGUUUUUUAUUUUUUAAACAGUGCCAGAAUAUAGCUAAAUAUGACUGUGGACUUUUACCGUGUUUUUACUGUCAGGCACGUUGACCUGCUGUGUCUUGUCUGUGACUCACACAGGAGGGAUUUGCAGGAGGAGCCCUGAGAGCUGCGUGCCAUAGGGCGCUGUCCUCCCUUCCCCCUCCUCCGUUUCACCCAGCGGUCACCCGCCCCUCGUUGACAACGGUCGAUUGAAGCCGGGUGGGAAAAAUCGGGAUCAGACCCCACUCACCCCCCCACGUUUAGCUGUGGUCUUGGGGAGGUGAGUGGGGUUUAAACGGGAGGCCGAGCAGAUUGAGGUUCUCUGUAACCUGAGAGCUCACGCUAUAAAUAACCAAGACAGGUUCAUUUGUGUACCGGGGUGUUGGCAGGGAAGAGCGACCGCUGCUGUUGACAUUGUCCCCCGCUACUUCUCUCUGGAAUUAACCGCUUUUGGAGCUUGCGGUCAUGCAACGCUGCAGGACGGGACCUGAGCUCGGCGCGAGAUGGACUGGCAGGCAGAACCAUCCUCGCUGAUGCCUCCUGCGCUGGAGAUUUCCGUAGCUCCAGCAGCAGCCCUUCCUUCCAGCCAAUCCGUAGCCAGAUUCCCAUCCCGACUGCCCAUGUGAUGCCCUCCACAGCUGGCCCUCUGGCCCCCAAGUGCCAGGCUUCGGCCACGGCUCCCUCAGGCUCCCGGGAGUCUAGCUCAUCCAGCUCCUCCAAGUCCUGCUCCCUGGCCAAGUCGGCGUCGUCCCCGAACCUGGAGGGCCAGACGCACGCAGACGGGGGGCCCGCCACCAAGCCGGACUGCCUGAGCCGCUACAGAAGCUUGGUGAAUGGGCUCGACCACUCCCUGUUUCCGCCAGGGGGGGAGCGGUCGCGCCUUGACGAUGGCCAGGGGUUCGAGGUGCCCACCAUGGAGCCCACGCUCAACCAGUCGGUUCUGCUGACCACCUUCUGCCCAGAUCCCCGUUACCGGCUGCAGAUGAGUGGUCUGGGCGGGACUCCUGAGGUGCGGGUGGGGACUGGGGCGGAGUCGACUUACAAGCUCCUUCCAGAGGCCAAGCCUGGGCUCCACGGUGCACCCCAGAGGCCCUCCCAGCAGGCCAUGCUACGGACCAGCCAGGGGUGUGAGGCCCAGAGUCAGGACAGGGUGUGCGAUGAGGCUGCCUGGAGGCAGCAGCAACACCAGCUGGAGAGCCUGCGACUGCAGGUGGAGCACAUGAAGUUGCUGGCUGCAGGUACGGGACAGGUGUCCCCUGUGUGCCCCCCCAGCCUGCUGACCAGCGGCACCACGUGGGAUGCCAUCAUCAAGGCCAGUGAGAGCCUGCUGAAGGAGAAGGACCUGCUCAUCGAGAGGCAGAACCAGCAGAUGCUGCAGCUGAAGCAGCGGCUGCGGGAGAGUGAGCUGCAGGUGCACAGUGCCCUGCUAGGGCACAACGCUCCCUAUCCUGACGUCUGUCUACUGAGGCUGCAGGAGGCACAGCGCGAGAACGCAUUCCUGCGUGCGCAGUUCGCCGAGCGCAACGAGAGCGUCGCCAAGGAUGCAGCGCAGGCCGAGCGGCGCCUCGCGGUGGCAGAAGCGGAGUCAGGCAGGCUGAGCGAUGAGCUGCGAGAAGUCGCCCGGAAGCAUGCUGAAGAGAAGAAAAAGCAGGAGGAGCGGAUCCGCAGCCGUGACAAACACAUCAGCAGCCUGAAGAAGAAGUGCCACAAAGAGAGCGAAUUGAGCCGCGAGCGGCAGCAGCGCAUCGAGACGCUGGAGCGUUACCUGGGCGACCUGCCAACACAGGAGGACCACAGGGCCCAGAGCAAGGAGCUGGAAGAGGCGCACCAGAGGGUUCAGCAGCUGCAGGAGGCUGUGGGGGGUCUGGAGACCCACCUGGCAGAGGCACGGGCAGUCCUCCGGGUCCAGGAGUCCCAGCUAGAGGAGCAAAAGCAGCGGGAGAAGGAGCUCCUGGCCACGGUCACCAGCCUGCAGGAGCGCGUGCAGCAGGGGCUGGAGGACGGGGCCCGACUGCCCUCCCUGGAUGCUGAGACGCUGCGGGAGGAGAACGCAGUGUUGAGGGAGGAGCUACAGAGGCUCCGCAAGGUCACUGAUGAAGACCAGCGGCUGCUGGACCAACUGGGAACGCAGAUUCGGGCCCUGGAGAAGCAGCAGGCCCAGGAGGAGGGUGCGAGCCAGGCACUGCGGGAAGAGCUCUUGGCAAAGGACAGGAGUCUACAGCAGCUGCGCAGCGCAGUCAAGGAGCUGUCGGAUCAGAACCAGGAGCUGGUGGAGCGCACUCUGACCCUGCAGGAGAAGCUGGCCGAGUGCGACCGGGACCGGAGCCCAGCGUCCCAGGAAGAGGCGCGUCUCUCCCGUAGGCUGCACGCCGAGAUGGCAGCCUGUUUGGGUGACCUGCGCUCCCUCUGCAGUGUGCUGACCCAGCGUGCCCAGGGCCGCGACCCCAACCUCUCCCUGCUGCUCGGCGUCACCCCUUCGGCAGCCUCCGCUGACCAGUCCCAGGAGUGCAGCAGCCCCGAGGUCCUCGGCAGGAAGCUGGUGGAGGUGCAGCAGCUGCGACGCGAUGUGGAGGACCUGCGCACCCUGGUGUCUGACCGCUACGCGCAGGACAUGGGCGAUAGUUGCAUUACGCAAUAGCCCUGGUGUUGGAGUGGCAGUGCACCUCUUUACCAGGACCUGUGGGAGGAGCCUUACAAAAGGGAUGGGGUUUCCUAGGGUGUCCAUGGGCACUUCUGUGAAGAAGAUGCUGAAAACAGCCCCUGUGGAACAGAACUUCGUUUGCUUGACCUGACAUGACCCCCAAGCUGAGGCAGGGGGGCUGCGACCCGGAGGCCACAGUGCCGUGUGUGUGAACACACCUCGUUCACUGGGGUGUCCUUCUCUCAUGGUUGAUAAUCAACUGAAAAAUGUCCCCUGUUCCUCCUUGUGAGCGACAGGACGGUCAUGAAUGGUCUGAUGUGAGCGGGGGGGGGGGGGGCGGGGGGGGAUGCAGAAUGCUCUAACCCUGGACAAGGUAAAGAGUAAACAGCUUCUCGAACCUGGGACCAGGAAGGUGUCCCAGAGCAGCAGUUGUCUUUUCAGCGGACGGACCCGGUCGAACACCCUGUGGUCCUCAUGACACCGACCGCUUUGGAGUUGCUGUCCAACUGGUACCGUUACCCCGGUAAACCCUUUUUGCAGGGUAAAGUAAGCCGUAAUCAAGUCAUUUCUGUUGUGCCUUGAAACUGCUGCAACUGAAGUUCCUGCUCCUGUCCUCCUCGUUGUUGUGCUCAUUAUUCUCAACGAGAACAACAGGGACUUCCUGUAACCGGUGACACGGCACGAGGUGCUCAGCGCGCGCAGCCACACAUUCCUGUUAUGAACUCGUAGAUCUUACAGAGAGAACAGGUCCCAGUCACUGCGUCCCACACGGGCCUCGUGCAGCGGCCCGGACGCUCGAACCCGAGCUCCUCGGCCUCACGUUUGCGCUUCCCUUCCGCUCCUCGCUCGUCAGGGACGUUUUACACUGAUUUACCGCACGUCCGCCCACGCCUGGGGAUGCGCGGUGGCGUUUUUAUUCCAGCUGUUUUUCCCGAACUUUCUUCUGCACUUUGGAAAUAAUAAAGUUUGUUUUUGGAAA